CGUGUUCGUGGUUGCUUGGUUUGUUUGGUAUGAGCAGGUGGUGAUGGUCGUGGUGGCGCUUCUCGCUUUGAGGUGCGGUCCCACGGUUGUGGUGUUGGUGAAACCCGUCACAGCCCCUGUCGACACUGGACUGUCUGCGCCGAAAUAUCUCGCCGGUCAGUUUUCGGGUGUCGUUCGAGCGGUGCGAUGGGUGUUUUCAGUUCGGUGUUGUUGGCUUUCGUUGCGUUGCUUUCGCUCGUUUACUUUUAUCUGCGCCAGAAGCAUGCAUUCUGGAGAAAUCGUGGCUUUCCGUGUAAGCCCAAUCCGAAGCUGCUGACCGGACACCUGGAUCCUUCCGUGCACGGAUCGUACGUCAAUCAGGAGCUGUACCACUAUGCGAAGGCACGUGGCGAUCGGUACAUUGGGAUUAGCUUUUUCUUCAUGCCGCUGGUGGUGAUCUACGAUUUGGAGCUCAUCAAAACGAUCCUCGUGAAGGAUUUCAAUGUGUUCCAUGAUCGCGGUAUGUACAGCAACCCGAAGGCGGAUCCACUGUCGGGCACUCUGUUCGCGAUCGAAGGCCAAGAGUGGCGCACGCUGCGCCAGAAGCUCACUCCGACGUUCACGUCGGGCCGUAUGAAGCAAAUGUUCGGUACGAUGUUGCUGGUGGCGGAACGGUUGCGUGAGGUACUGGGUGCGGCGGAUCAGCAGACGUCCUUUUCGGCUGGGCGAGAGAUGAAGGACGUGCUGGCACGAUUCACCACCGACGUGAUCGGAACGUGCGCUUUUGGCAUCGAGUGUAACUCGCUGGCCGAUCCGGACUCGGAGUUUCUACGGUACGGCAACAAGGUGUUCCAGUUCAAGCUGAGCUCGUUGCUAAAGUUCAUCUUUAUCAUGAUGUACAUGGAAACGGCCAAGCGGCUGGGCAUUAAGGGUACGGACGGUGAUGUGGAAGCGUUUUUCAUGAAUCUGGUCCGGGAGACGGUCGAGCAUCGGGAGAAGCACAACAUUCAGCGGAACGAUUUUUUGAAUCUGCUGAUCGAGAUCAAGAACAAGGGUUCGUUACCUGAGCAUGGACACGAUGGUGCGACGGAAGGUGAUGCCAGUGUCGCCGGCACUGAGCAUGGUAUGACGAUGAACGAGCUUUCGGCUCAGGUGUUUAUCUUUUUCCUCGCCGGAUUCGAAACGUCCUCGACCACGAUGAACUUCUGUUUGUACGAGCUGGCCAAAAAUCAGGACAUUCAGGAGCGCUUGCGUGAGGAGAUCAACGGUGCAAUCGAAGCAAACGGAGGUCAACUGACGUACGAUGUGGUGAUGAACAUUCAGUACCUCGAUCAAGUUAUCAAUGAAACGCUUCGCAAAUAUCCACCACUCGAGUCCGUGAAUCGCUGCCCGGUACGGGAUUACACGAUUCCCGGCACGAAUCACGUUAUACCGCGCGGUGUCCUGGUGUCGGUCCCGAUCUACGCCAUCCAUCACGAUCCCGAGUACUACCCCGAUCCGGAGCGCUUCGAUCCGGAUCGAUUCACGGAGGAAGCGGUCAAGAAUCGUGUCCCGUACACGUAUCUUCCGUUCGGUGAGGGUCCUCGGAUUUGCAUCGGAUUGCGCUUCGGGAUGAUGCAGGUGAAGGUGGGGCUCAUUACGAUGCUGCGUGACUUCCGGUUUCAUCCCAGUAGCCAAACGCCGGAUCGAAUCACCUUCGACAAGAACAUACUAAUCCUUUCGCCCUCGAAGGGAAACUAUCUGCAUAUCGAGAAGCUGUAAGGGAUUCACAACCAGCUAAAUGUACUUUGUCGAAAACAUUCGCAAUGAAUUCAUCAAAUCAUCCCUACGCUAGUCAGUCUUGCACUGCUUAUCGUUGUUUCCAAAUAAGGCGCGGCAUUUUAUCACCAUCUGAUAACGAAGAUACGAGUCAUAGGUUACUGCUGCUGUGUCAUCAGCCUCCCUUUUACUAAUCAGCGACGGUUUAUGGUAGCCGCGGCAAUGAAGAUAACAGUUUCACUUCCAUAUAAGGGACGCACAUCACAUAAUACACGUAUCCUAGGUCAGGAAUGUGGCCGUACUUAGAAAGAAGAAUUCCGUUCCAGUGUCCAUCUGUGUAUUUGUGAGUCGCCCUCCCCUACGAGAGGGGGAGGUUGUUUUCGGGGAUUCGAGAUCGCAAAUAAAUGAAUUUCGUGCAAG
Molecule: messenger RNA, 2157 nt
Organism: Anopheles aquasalis
Lineage: Eukaryota; Metazoa; Arthropoda; Insecta; Diptera; Culicidae
Product: probable cytochrome P450 6a14
Molecular function (GO): monooxygenase activity; iron ion binding; heme binding
Source: RefSeq, a predicted model, not a curated record